AUGAAAUAGCAGAUCCAAGAACCCUCUCUUGAGGUCUGGAUCAGGACCCCUUUUCACUAACAUCUUUCUGGAAACCAUGGAAGGAACUAUAGUGAGGAAACCCCCUGACCCAAAGGCUAACUUCGGGUUCCACUCCCAGCUGAGGUGGUCUUGCUUGUCAUCGUCGGUGAAGAAGGACUUGUUGUGGCCCCCUUUGACAGAUGUGUCUACAUACCAGUAAGGUCCAUGGUGAUUGGUCCUGGGGCACUCUCACAAACCAGGGUGAGCCGGGUGACAACGACGUUGGGGGCUUUCGGAUCUGCAGGAUCAAAAGGGAAUUAUCUUCUAUUCACUGAACAAAACUGACAAGAAAGAAAUCACUCAUAUGUGAAUAACAUACUACGAGUGAAGCAACAUGGCACAAAGACUCCUGAACAAAUGAAGCAAAAGCCCAGUCAAAAAGCUGUAGGAGUUACACAGUCCUCCAAAUCCAGCCAGCCUGGCUAGCGUCAAAGCUUGCAGCAUGCACAGUCUGAGUGAUAAUAGUGGAGAGAGGCAGGAGAGAGAGGAGAGAGGUGGAGAACUUGCCAAAGAAAUGGUUGGCUCCUCCCCAUCAAUGGAAUCUGUCCCUGAACUCCAGCAAUGCCUCAAAGAUGACUCAUGAGGAACUGUUGACCUUUAUGAUACCUGCCUCAGGUGCCUGCAUGGUUCACUGAACCAUGGUUCACCCAACACUGCUAAUCACCCCUCGAGGGUGGGUACUAGGUUUGCUGUUUUUCUUGAAUUCCCCCAAAACACCUGCAUAGUUCUGGCACUUUAUAAAAUUUCCUUGAUUGAUAUAUAAGGUUUUAUAUCUAACAAUAUUCUGUUCUUUUUAGAUGCCGCAAAAAUAGCGAAGGACACUUUGAUUCCUCCAGACAAAAUCAUCAUUCAUUCUGUGGGAAGCAGGGUACCAUGUCAUAAGGGCACUCAAGCCCCCUGUGGAGUGGUCCAUGUGGUGAAGACCAAAAGCUGUCUGAGUGAGCCAUCCUGGAAAUGAAGGUCUCAGCUCCAGACGAUGACAGCCCUGGCUGACAGCAUGACUGUUAACCUCAUGGAAGAUGAGGCUGAAAGAGAAACAUCAGCUGCCCGGGGGCGUUAAAAUGAGUGACAAUGCUACUCUGGCUGCUCCAGCUUCAAAUCAGGGUCCUACCACCCCACGCAAAGGCCCUCCCAAGUUCAAGCAGAGGCAGACUCGCCAAUUCAAGAGUAAACCUCCAAAGAAAGGUGUGAAAGGAUUUGGAGAUGACAUUCCAGGAAUGGAGGGGCUAGGAACAGAUAUCACAGUGAUUUGUCCGUGGGAGGCAUUCAGCCACCUGGAAUUGCAUGAGCUCGCUCAGUUUGGGAUUAUUUGAAGUGCCAGAGGUUCUGCCACUCUCAAUGACAUCUGCUGUAAUUUUGGUUGCUUUUGCCCUGUUGAUCUGCUGGAAUCUUGAAAUUCAGCUGAUUGGAAGUGGUUUCUUUGACUUUCAAGGUCAUUUCCUAUGAGUUACUACUAAGAGUUCUCUUACUGUCAGAAUCUCUCUUGCAGUACAGCUCAAAAUAGUGGAUGCAUUUCAAACUUGACCACCUUUUCCUACCAGCUAGUUAGAAGUCAUCAAUAUUUCUCUACGUUUUCUUUAUGUGUAAGUCCUUUAAAUCUAUUUUUGCUAGGCAUUCAUUAUGAUUAAUAGUAGACUUUUAAGACAACAUUUAUGUCACUCCCCACCUCCUCUUAUUUAAUAAAGGAGAUAUUUACCUUGAAUGUUGGUGAAGUCAUAUUAAAUGCUACAUGGAAAUAUCUGAUGCUGUGUUCUGACAACCAGUUAAACAAAGAAGGCACAGUCAUACAGGAAAUAAGUGCAGUGCUUACAAAACAGCAUAGGAUUAAGAUUUGAAUUCUGUAAGUUUGUAAAUUGUGUACUUUCUGGGUCUAAAUUUUAUUGAACUAGGUUAUUCCAGAAGUCUCAUGCAGCUCUAAGUUGUAUAGUUCUAAGUUGGUGAGGAACUGAGAUUUAAACUCAGAAUUCUGACAAUGUGAGCCUUCUUUUUGGUACUCUGUUUGAGGAAGGUUUCCUUCCACAGCAUCCCUUCAGUGAAAUUAUUUUGUCCAAAGACUUAAAACGGGAGUCACAGGAGUUACAUACAUUGACUGCUUUGUGUACAUCUGUAGUAAAUCUAACCUUUAAACUGUCAAUUGAAAAGAUUUAUAUGCUAUAAGGUUUAGACUCAUAUGCAAAGUAUGGGCAGUUGACCCUCUAAAUAAAAUGAUGGUUUGCCUCA
Messenger RNA from Nomascus leucogenys (northern white-cheeked gibbon), 2280 nucleotides. It is a transcript of the gene PDE6H, whose product is annotated as phosphodiesterase 6H. Gene Ontology annotation, molecular function: 3',5'-cyclic-nucleotide phosphodiesterase activity; cGMP binding. Gene Ontology annotation, cellular component: photoreceptor outer segment membrane. Lineage: Eukaryota; Metazoa; Chordata; Mammalia; Primates; Hylobatidae. Gene Ontology annotation, biological process: positive regulation of G protein-coupled receptor signaling pathway; visual perception; positive regulation of epidermal growth factor receptor signaling pathway. The transcript has 9 exons. The record is from RefSeq and is a predicted model, not a curated record. The coding region runs from base 1080 to 1373 and encodes 97 amino acids.